Messenger RNA from Chrysochloris asiatica (Cape golden mole), 1722 nucleotides. RefSeq names its product C-type lectin domain family 4, member F (gene CLEC4F). The coding region runs from base 1 to 1722 and encodes 573 amino acids. Lineage: Eukaryota; Metazoa; Chordata; Mammalia; Afrosoricida; Chrysochloridae. The record is from RefSeq and is a predicted model, not a curated record. The transcript has 6 exons. Gene Ontology annotation, molecular function: signaling receptor activity.
AUGGAUGGAACCAAGGCCUAUUUCUGCACAGACAAUCAGUGUGUCUCUCUGCAUCCCAGAGGCAUGGAUUCUGAGGCAAUGACCCCUGCAGUGUCCAAAAUGCCAAGGUUUGUCCUGGUGGUCCUGAUAUUAAUGGUUGUAACCUUGGUCUCCUCCCUUGUGGCUCUCUUUGUUGUGGGACCCUACCACCAUGUUUUCAAGGUGGCAGAGGUGCAAGAAUCUAUCGAGAUGUUGAAAGAUCAAGUGAAGAACUCUAGCACUUGGGGUGUAGAGAUCCAGAUGUUGAAGUGCAAUGUGGACAAUAUCAGUUCUCAGCUCCAGAUGCUCAGCAGUCACUUGGAAAAUGCCAAUGCUGACAUCCAGAUGGUAAAAGGAGAGCUAACAGAUGCCAACACCUUGAGUCUCCAGACCCAGAUGCUAAGGAGUUCCUUGGAGGGGGUCGAUGCUAAGAUCCUGAGGCUCAAAGAAGAUCUGGAAAAGGCAAAUGCUCUAACCUCCCAGACCCAGAGGUUCUUAAAAAGCAACUCCGAAAACACCACUACUGAGCUCCACAUGCUAAACAGAGGUUUAGAAAAUGCCAGUAUGAACAUUCAGAUAUUAAAGGCUGGCUUGGAAAUGGUGAAUGCUCAGACCCUGUUGGCAAACAGUAGUUUAAAAAAUGCUAAUGCUCAGAUCUUCCUUUUAAGAGGCAAUCUGAGCAGUGUCAAUGUUUUAAGGACCCAGAGUCAGGCUUUAAGAAGUGGUUUGGAAGGGGUCAAUGCUGAGAUCCAGAAGCUUAAGGGAGGUCUACAAAGUGCAGAUUCUGCAAAUUCCCACAUCCAGACCUUUGUGAAAGGCAGCUUAGAGAAGACUAGUGCAGAGGUCCAGCUACUAAAAGGUGGUUUGGAAAGGACUGGGGAUGAGAUUCACUCAAUAAAGAUGGAUUUGGAAAAAGCUACCACCCAGAGACAAAUAGCAAAGAGCAGUCUGGAGCAGACAAAUGCUCAGCUUGAAGAAUUAAAAGCAGAACUGAAAGUCACCAAUGCCUUAAAUUCUCAGGUUCAGGUGUUAAAUGAUCACUGGAAAAAUGCCACCAGCGAGAUAAAGACUUUAAGACAAAGCAUGAGGGGAACUGCGGCCUUAAAUGCCCAGACCCAGACCCUAAGAAGCAGCCUGCAGAAAGCCAAUGCUGAGAUCCAGAGGCUCACAGGUGACUUACGGAACACCAAAACUCUCACUGCCCAAAUCCAGGAGAAGCAGAACCGCCUUGUGGCACUCCAGGAGGCCUUUACUUCUCAGGAGCAGCAACAAAGGCUUCAAAAUCAACUUCUCCAGCUGAUCCUGAAAGGCUGGGAGGCCUACAGCAACAGCCUGUAUUACUUUUCUCAUGACAAGAAAUCUUGGAAUGAGGCUGAAGCAUUCUGUGUGUCCCAGGGAGCCCACCUCGCAUCAGUGACAUCUGAAGAAGAGCAGACCUUUCUGACAAAGUUUACGAGCACUUCUUACCACUGGAUUGGUCUCACUGACAAGGGCACGGAGGGCUCCUGGCGUUGGAUAGAUGGGACACAGUUCAGUGCCUUCCAGAGUAGAACGUUUUGGGAGAACAACCAGCCGGACAACUGGCGACACAAUAAUGGGCAGACUGAAGACUGUGUCCAUAUUCAGCAGAAGUGGAAUGACAUGGACUGUAGUGCCGCCUACCAUUGGGUCUGCAAGAAGUCCAUGGGCCAGGGUGUGGCCUAA